Anopheles maculipalpis is the source of this 3241-nucleotide messenger RNA. RefSeq names its product NAD(P) transhydrogenase, mitochondrial-like. Gene Ontology annotation, molecular function: NADP binding; NAD binding. The transcript has 7 exons. The record is from RefSeq and is a predicted model, not a curated record. Bases 10 to 3219 code for a protein of 1069 amino acids. Gene Ontology annotation, cellular component: mitochondrial inner membrane. Gene Ontology annotation, biological process: proton transmembrane transport; NADPH regeneration. NCBI's taxonomy places the organism in Eukaryota, Metazoa, Arthropoda, Insecta, Diptera, Culicidae.
ACGCACACAAUGACGCGUGGUGUGUUGCGGUUGUGCUGCCAGCAGGGAGAUGCACUGCUGCAAGUAACGAGACCGUUGCAUCCGCUGCGUUUGUUUUCAGGUAGCGUAAAACUAUUGCAGAAAGAUGGCAAACCGGCAACGGCUGUUAAAGGUGUUCCCUACCAAAAUCUGGUAAUCGGUGUACCGAAGGAACGAUGGGCAAACGAAAAGCGAGUUUCCGUUACUCCAGUUGUCGCUGGAACGCUCAUCAAGAAAGGAUUCAAGGUGCAGAUUGAAAGUGGAGCCGGUGUAAAUGCAAAGUUCCGUGAUGCCGAUUACGAAGCUGCCGGAGCUAGCAUCGUGGAUAGUCGACGGGCAUUUGAAACUGACAUUGUGCUGAAAGUACGGCAACCGAUCGAUCCGGAAAUUCCUCAGCUGAAGGAUGCCUCAACGUUGAUCUCCUUCCUGUAUCCCACCCAAAACAAGGAACUGAUUGAUAAGCUGGCACAAAGAAAGAUUAAUGCAUUUGCUAUGGACGCCAUUCCGCGAAUUUCCCGCGCACAAGUGUUCGAUGCACUUUCCUCGAUGGCAAACAUUUCCGGCUAUCGGGCGGUCAUUGAAGCGGCCAACCAUUUUCCUCGCUUCUUUACCGGUCAAAUAACGGCUGCCGGUAAGGUACCGCCGGCCAAGAUUCUGGUGAUUGGUGGUGGUGUGGCAGGAUUGGCAGCGAUCGGGCAGGCCCGUGGUAUGGGUGCGAUCGUACGUGCGUUCGACACGCGUCCGGUGGUGAAGGAACAGGUAGAAAGUAUGGGCGCAGAGUUUUUGACCAUCAACAUUAGUGAGGAUGGUUCGACGGCCGGUGGAUACAGUAAGGAGAUGAGCAAGGAGUUUAUCGAGGCAGAAAUGGCUCUGUUUGCGAAGCAAUGUAAAGAGGUGGAUGUGAUCAUUACCACGGCACUUAUUCCCGGCAAAAAGGCACCACUACUUAUUACGGAGGAAAUGGUCAAAUCAAUGAAGCCGGGCAGUGUGAUCGUCGAUCUCGCGGCAGAAGCUGGUGGCAAUGUGCAGACAACUGUGCCCGGUGAGAUUAAAGUCGUGCAUGAUGUGGUACAUGUUGGACUGACCGACUUCCCGAGCCGUCUGCCAACCCAGAGCUCCACACUGUACGCCAACAAUAUCUCCAAGUUUUUGCUUUCGAUGGGCGAAAAGGAUCACUUCCACAUCAAUCUCGAGGAUGAAGUUGUGCGUGGAAGUAUAGUGCUGCAGGGAGGCAAUCUGAUGUGGCCACCGCCAGUUAUUGCUGUGUCCGCCAAACCCCCACCAGCUGUAGCUGCAGGUGCGGGUUCUGGUGCUGCUAUUAAGGUGGAAGCUCCACCGGCCGAUCCCUUCAAGGAAACGCUCCGCAGUAGCCUAAUGUAUACGGGUGGUCUUGGCACGCUGCUUGGGCUCGGAGCAGUCGCACCGAAUGCUGCCUUUACCACCAUGAUGACUACGUUUGCCAUGUCCGGAAUUGUGGGCUAUCAUACGGUGUGGGGUGUAACGCCAGCACUGCACUCUCCGCUAAUGUCCGUCACGAAUGCCAUUUCGGGAAUUACGGCCGUCGGUGGAUUGCUGCUGAUGGGUGGUGGUGUAAUGCCUUCGAACACGAUCGAAACGCUCGCUGCUGGAGCGGCUCUCAUCUCGUUCGUUAACAUCUUUGGUGGGUUCUUGGUGACGCAGCGGAUGUUGGACAUGUUCAAGCGUCCGACGGACCCUCCGGAGCAUAACUACCUGUACGGUAUUCCGGCGGCCCUGUUCCUAGGAGGUUACGGUGUCGGUGCUCUGCAGAAUCUGCCCGAAAUUCAUCAGAUGGCGUACCUUGCGUCGAGUCUUUGCUGUAUCGGUGCGCUUGUUGGACUGUCCUCGCAAAAAACUUCCCGGCUGGGUAAUGCGCUCGGUAUGAUGGGUGUUACUGGUGGUAUUGCUGCUACCCUUGGACAUAUGGCACCGAGCACUGAGGUGUUGAUGCAGAUGGGUGGUGUUGCUGGACUAGGUGGAUUGAUUGGGUCGAUCAUUGCGAAGCGUAUUCAGAUUACGGAUCUACCACAGUUAGUAGCUGCCUUCCACAGUCUUGUCGGUGCGGCGGCUGUACUCACCUGUGUGGCUACGUACAUGCAUGACUUCCCAACGUUGGCGACCGAUCCCGCUGCGAACGUGCUCAAGACGGCACUGUUCCUGGGUACUUACAUUGGAGGUGUCACGUUUAGUGGAUCGCUCGUUGCAUACGGAAAGCUGCAGGGUGUCCUUAACUCAGCUCCACUGCUUCUCCCAGGCCGACACUUUAUCAAUGGAGGAUUGCUGGCCGGUAAUUUGGCCGCUAUGGGUGCGUUCUACCUUGAACCAUCGAUGGCUGGAGGAUUAGGUCUGCUAGGAGCAACGGCCGCUAUGUCCACAGCGAUGGGAGUUACGCUGACGGCGGCAAUCGGUGGAGCCGACAUGCCGGUCGUUAUUACGGUGCUAAACUCGUAUUCUGGCUGGGCGCUAUGUGCGGAAGGUUUCAUGCUGAACAACAACCUUAUGACGAUUGUCGGUGCUCUGAUUGGUUCGUCCGGUGCCAUUCUUUCCUACAUCAUGUGCAAGGCAAUGAAUCGCUCGCUGCCGAACGUCAUCCUCGGUGGAUACGGUACCACCUCGACUGCUGGUGGUAAACCGGCCGAGAUCGUGGGCACUCAUACGGAGGUCAAUGUGGAUGGAGUGGUGGACAUGAUCAAGAAUUCCAAGAACAUUAUUAUUACGCCUGGAUACGGGUUGUGUGUGGCUAAGGCACAGUAUCCGAUCGCUGAGAUGGUCAGUUUGUUGAAGGCUCGUGGUAAGAAGGUGCGAUUCGGUAUUCAUCCGGUUGCUGGCCGUAUGCCAGGACAGUUGAAUGUGCUGCUAGCGGAGGCUGGUGUACCGUACGAUGAUGUUUUGGAGAUGGAGGAGAUCAACGAUGAUUUUGACGAGACGGACUUGGUGCUGGUGAUUGGUGCGAACGAUACGGUAAACAGCGCUGCCGAAGACGAUCCCAACUCGAUCAUUGCCGGUAUGCCGGUGUUGCGUGUGUGGAAGGCGGAUCAGGUUGUUGUCAUGAAACGCUCGCUUGGUGUCGGAUACGCGGCCGUGGACAAUCCAAUCUUCUACAAACCGAACACAUCCAUGCUGCUCGGUGACGCCAAGAAGACGUGUGAUGCGUUGCUAGGCAAGAUCAAGGAAGACAACUAAGGAAGGGAAAAUGAUUAAGGAC